AUGGAAGAACGUCGCUUGCGUUCGAGCGCCGGCAGUGGCAAGGUUUACACUUCAAAAGGCCUCCGAGCAAGGAGGCUCCGGCUGUCGGCUCCGACCGCCAUUCAAUUCUACGACAUUCAGGAUCGCCUUGGCUAUAACCGACCAACUGAAGCCAUCGACUGGCUUCUUCAGAAUGCCAAAUCCGCCAUUGAUGCCCUCUCUCGACCAUUAGAAACAGAGGACGGCAAGCGUAGCUUCCCUUCUAUGGCUUCUUCCGUUCCAUCGUCGUCUUCUUCUUCCCAAUUCCUGGCUUACCCACUUGAAAAUUUCUUCCGAAAUGGCAACCUCUCUGUUUUGAGUCCAAUGAUAAUGAAUGUCACGCCGGCGGAAUUCUCCGGCAUGCAGCCACCGUGUUUAAGUCAGAGCAAUGCAACAAGUGGGUUACCAUCCUUUCCGAUGUGGGAAUAGCAGCCGCCGGAUGAUUUUCAAAGGUUUUGUUGAAACAUCUGUUUCAGAUGGAUUCUCAGAAUUUCACGCGCCGCCGGAUCAUUGAAGUCAAGUCACAGAGGUAGCUUCUGACGGUGUUAUUGCAUCAGAACCAAUAGCCCUUUUGUUAAUUCUUUUUCUUUUUGGAUUUGCUUUCUCAUGUUUUGCAACCAACACUCAAUUUCUUAACAUAUUUUUUACUAACUGUUUUCGUUGAGGGAGAUAAAAAUUUCAGUUCAUUAAUCCAAAAUGU
This is a messenger RNA of Cucurbita maxima (winter squash), 718 nucleotides long. Its product is annotated as transcription factor PCF8-like. Gene Ontology annotation, molecular function: DNA-binding transcription factor activity; sequence-specific DNA binding. NCBI's taxonomy places the organism in Eukaryota, Viridiplantae, Streptophyta, Magnoliopsida, Cucurbitales, Cucurbitaceae. The coding region runs from base 1 to 447 and encodes 148 amino acids. The transcript has 3 exons. Gene Ontology annotation, cellular component: nucleus. The record is from RefSeq and is a predicted model, not a curated record. Gene Ontology annotation, biological process: regulation of secondary shoot formation.